Molecule: messenger RNA, 1562 nt
Organism: Pygoscelis adeliae (Adelie penguin)
Lineage: Eukaryota; Metazoa; Chordata; Aves; Sphenisciformes; Spheniscidae
Product: starch-binding domain-containing protein 1-like
Exons: 5
Coding region: 1-1089 (362 amino acids)
Cellular component (GO): membrane
Molecular function (GO): starch binding; glycogen binding
Source: RefSeq, a predicted model, not a curated record
AUGGAGCGAACUGAGUUUCUAAUACAGGAAUCACGCCAGCCCAAAGUUGUUAAGAGUAGAUUUGGCGCCUGGUACCUUGACCCUAAAACAUGGAAAAAGCAAAAUGUGGGCGAACCUUUAAUGGAUCCGAAAGAAACAGGCAAUGGGGUUCACAGUUUUAUGACACCACCCAUUAAGAAGCUGGAUCAGUUGCCUAAUCCGACCCACUUCAAUGGUCACAUGAAAGCAAAGGCCUGCACAAAACAGGCAGCGAGAGGCGAGACGACAGCGGCCACAGAGGAUCUUCUGGCGAGCGGUGAGCAAGUGUUGCUGGAGGCCCAGGCUGCUGCCCUGUCCAGCCCUCAGAAGCCAGGGGAGGAUCUGGCGGCUAUACCAAGGAAAGAGCUUAACCAUGUUCAAAGUGGAGGAGUUGCCAGUGGAACUCCGGAGAUGGAGCGGCUGCUCCCAAAGCAGGGUGCUACUGACUCCAGGGAUCAUCCAGCUGAUAUGCAUGGCAGCCAGGCAGGUGAAUUGAGACCCCAGACAGGACAGGCAAGUGAUGGACAGUGUGUGAGGAACUUGGCAGGAGCCUCCGAUGAUGUUUGUAAGGACAGAAGUGAGGAGCAGCCGGAUCAGCCAGCUGAGAGUAGGGACUUGGACCAUGAAGAGUGGGAGGUUGUUUCUGAGCACCUGGCCUGGGGGGAGGCUGGCAAGAAUGGCAGCGUGGAAGACUCGGACAGCAAGGAAUGGGAACAAGGAGACUGCCCUGAUGGGGACUUGAAAGCAAAGAGAGUUGCAGCUGUGCCCCCCAUGUUUCAAAAUAGCCACGUGACUUUCCGCGUACACUACAUCACGCACUCUGACGCUCAGCUGAUUGGUGUUACUGGUGACCACGAGUGUCUUGGCCAGUGGCACAGCUAUGUUCCCCUCAAGUACGACAAGGAUGGCUUCUGGUCGGAAUCCAUUAGUCUGCCAGUAGACACCAAAGUAGAGUGGAAAUUUAUCUUGGUAGAGAAUGGGAAGGUCAGACGUUGGGAAGAAUGCGGUAAUAGGACCCUAGUGACUGAACCUGAAGAUCAAAUUGUUCAUCAGUGGUGGGGAUACCAUUAAUGGGAUUUUGGAAGCUGCUUAUCGAAUGGCAAACCUGCUUAGAUGAAUCACAGAGCCCCUAAACUUUACCCCUCCUUCAGUAGGAGACCUUCUCAAGUGCAGAGCUCUGAAAAUCCCAUAUCAAACCUGGUUAAACUGCGUGAGCAGCAGAUCUCUGCCAUACCCUUUAGGAAAUCAUUUGGCAACCUGAAAAAUCAACUUCAAACGCGUUGUGAAGAUGUGCAAGGUAGGCUAUGAAGGCAUGAGCAGCAUUGCAAGCAGCUGCCUGUCCAGGUAAAUCUGGACCCUGGACUUGAGUUUGCGUUGCUUUGAGUGGGGCUAUGGGGUGCAUCUUUGUACUGACUGCUUAGGGCUUUUGAAGCAUACUAGAAAGUGUGGUUACCUUCACUGUAGUAGCAACUUCAGUGUUUUAACUUAUGUUAUGUAUUGAGUAAGCAAUAAACACUUUCAGACUGACAGUCCUUUACAACUUG